Molecule: messenger RNA, 1013 nt
Organism: Megalobrama amblycephala (Wuchang bream)
Lineage: Eukaryota; Metazoa; Chordata; Actinopteri; Cypriniformes; Xenocyprididae
Product: calcium-dependent lipid-binding protein-like
Exons: 2
Coding region: 424-930 (168 amino acids)
Source: RefSeq, a predicted model, not a curated record
UUUGGUGAUCAACAGGUGGUUAAAAUCCCAUGCUCAUCUGUUAUCAGAUUUGCGGUCAACGUAUCCAAAACAGGAUCAUGUCUUCAUGCAAACCCUAGUGCUUUGGCUUAGUAAUUUUAACAUCAUCUUUAGAGCAAUGACAUCCAUCUUCCUAUUUUAUGCCAUUUAAGGUGUUUAUUUAUUUAUUAUAAGAUUGUAACAAUUGUAGGUAGGAGGCAAAGGCAAACAAGAGCAACAGCUGGCAAAUUAUAUUUUUGCCCAGCUGCUGAAACUGAUGUGCUUUCCGUAUACAUAAAGAUGUGUCUUUCAUAGGCUAUAUGUUUUUUAGAAAAAAUAAAUUGUCAUGUAUUUUUGUCAGGGCAUUUGUCUUUUUCUGUUGCUGAGCUGCAUGUGGACAUUUUUGAAAGCACAUGGCAAAUUGAUAUGGAAUUGGUCUCAAAGUCCAACAUCACAGAUGCAGAAGACAGUUUUGCUCAAGGUCGGGGCACAGAGGAGCACAUAGGCCUACAUGUACAGAUGCAGACCAUGGCAGUCUUUUAUGAUCUUCAGCUGAUGUCUCUGGCUGUGCUGAUGCUGGCGUCUCAGUUGGACGUUGCCAGCGCUUCUGUUCGAGUGUAUGGCUUAUAUGCCAGGGACCUCACCGGUGAUGCUGCUGGAAACAAACCCGAUCCGUAUGUCAGGGUCUGGUGUUCCUCUGUUGAUGGGGGGAAGACAAUAUAUGUCAAGGAUACUGCUCAUCCUACAUGGUCUGAAGAAUUCUUCUUCAAAGAUUGCAAAGAAAAUGAAAAACUGACACUGGAGGUGUGGGACAAAGACGUGACUUAUGAUGAUAAAUUGGGCACAUGUAACAUACAUGUGCAAUAUGGGUCUCACAGCAUUACUUGUUUUCUGAACAAAGGAACCAUGUUUUACAGCUAUGAAGUGAAAUAAACCUGUUCUAAAUCAGCAUUUUGUAAAGCUAAUUUACAUCCUGUGCCUGAUAACAAUAAAGUUGAAAAUGCUUUCACUGCUCA